AUGCGACUGGAAAUAAAAGUACUGCUUACGGCAGUUGUGUGCAGUUGUGGAUUAGUGGCAGGAAACGAUUUUCCGCAAGCAUUGGUUAAUUGGAUUGGUCCGGACGCAUUACUGCUGCGGUUGGAUAAGCUGCUUGAUGCGUGUAUCGCCAAUUAUGAGUUUCUAACUACAGACCUACUGUUAGGCGUGGCGAUUGCAAACGGUCAAGUAAAAUCUAUUCUAUCCAAUUCGAAAGUAGCCAAUCGUCCGUUUAUAGAGACACUUCAAAAGAAGUGUGAUUUCGUGGAAAGUCGUAUCGACAGUAUUUUCUCGUUUCCAAGUGAAGCAAAUGCCAUUGUCAGCAAAGUACUGAUAAACUCGGACUUUUGGCAAAACUCCGUCAACACAGAUAGCAAAACUCUAGAAUACCGCAUUAAAUCAGACCGCUACCGCCUCAGAGCUCGAAGACACCACACUUUACGUGACUAUCUACUUACUAUAGAUGACGGAUCGCCAACCGAGCUGCAAUCAGAUCAAUGCUUAUCGGAGUUGCUGGUGAAUAGUUCGGAAAACGAAUUUAACUCUACCCUGGCGCAUGGCAAGCAGCUUCUCCUGAGCCCGGAAUGCGCAAUAGCAAUGUCGGUACGGAGUAAAUCCUACGGAUAUCGGCUGACCCAUAAAGUCUUAUUCUACAUUGUCUUAAGCCGGCAGCAGUUUUCCAACGUAGAGGAGAGCUUCGUGCAGGAUGCCAACGAUAGGCUAUGCGGUCAAAUUUUACGCGAAGCUCGGCUAAUCGAAGUAUCCGGAUAUCCGGAUGUGCUGCGAGAUUUAUUCAUGGAGCAGAUCUUUCUGUGUGCCCUCGCUGGGUACGAUGAAUUUCGGUCUCCAAAAUGGUUGACAGAGAUUGUAAGCUGGCAAAAUCAGGCUGGAUGUUUCAAGAGCUACGAUUUAGACCUAGAUGUGGGCUCGAAUCAACUGAGCGCGAAUUGUUCAUCCCAUAUGACCGGCGUCGGUGCGGCUGUUCUUGGUUUAUUCGCUAGGCUACAGUUGAUGAUUUGA
This is a messenger RNA of Sabethes cyaneus, 1038 nucleotides long. RefSeq lists its product as uncharacterized. Bases 1 to 1038 code for a protein of 345 amino acids. Gene Ontology annotation, cellular component: membrane; cytosol. The record is from RefSeq and is a predicted model, not a curated record. The transcript is spliced from 5 exons. NCBI's taxonomy places the organism in Eukaryota, Metazoa, Arthropoda, Insecta, Diptera, Culicidae.